Cyprinus carpio (common carp) is the source of this 1944-nucleotide messenger RNA. Its product is annotated as protocadherin gamma-A10-like. Bases 61 to 1809 code for a protein of 582 amino acids. The transcript has a single exon. Gene Ontology annotation, biological process: homophilic cell-cell adhesion. Gene Ontology annotation, cellular component: plasma membrane. Gene Ontology annotation, molecular function: calcium ion binding. The record is from RefSeq and is a predicted model, not a curated record. NCBI's taxonomy places the organism in Eukaryota, Metazoa, Chordata, Actinopteri, Cypriniformes, Cyprinidae.
CUGCAAAAGCAUGUGUGUCUUUAGUACACAUCUCUCCACCCUGCUUGUGAUGUCAUUCACAUGAUUUCAAGCUGGUUUUGUGAUAAAGAAUCCUCGACGUUGACUGACUGUCUAUACCUUACUUUGUUCAAUUUUUCUGUGUAUAGUUUUAAGCGUAUGUUUGCUUCACAUGUGCAUUGUUAUGUUUCUGGAUUUGAUUUCUGCUUAACAUCUGAAGCAUUACAAAUGUUCGGCGUCACUAGUGAGAUGUUUGGUCUUUUGUUCUUCGUGCUGAUGGCGCACACCGCUUAUGGAGACGUGAGCUAUUCUUUCCCGGAGGAGAUGAAACGCGGAUCUGUGAUUGGAAAUAUAGCAAAGGAUCUCGGGCUCGAUGUAAAAAGAAUGCUCACUGGGAAGGCCCGCUUUGAUACUGAAGGUAACAGAAAACGAUACUGUGACAUUAAUCUGAAUACUGGAGAGCUGACCGUAGCGGAGAGAAUCGACAGAGAAGAGAUUUGUGAAAAGAAAUCUUCAUGUGUCAUAAACCAGGAGCUUGUGCUAGAAAAUCCUUUAGGUUUGCAUCGCGUCAUUUUCAAUAUUGAGGACAUAAAUGAUAAUUCACCACAGUUUAAACAAAGUGUUAUCAAAUUUGAAAUACAGGAAUCGGCACUUAAAGGUUCUCGUUACUUAUUAGAUGAGGCUCAUGAUGCAGAUAUUAGUAGGAAUGCAGUGCAGUCAUACAUGUUGCAAGAAAACGAACAUUUUCUUCUUAGUGUACUAACGCGUGCAAAUGGAAGAAAAUAUGGAGAGCUAGUUCUUAACAAAGAAUUGGAUCGCGAGCAGCAGAAAGAGGUAACAUUAAUUCUCACUGCGGUAGACGGCGGGACUCCGCCGAGAUCAGGUACUGUAGCCAUACACGUCACUGUACUGGAUGCUAAUGAUAAUGCUCCAGUCUUUAGUCAGGCCGUCUAUAAAGUCAGUCUGCCUGAAAAUUCUCCUCUAGAUACUGUAGUGGUGACAGUGAGCGCUACUGAUGCUGACGAGGGACAAAACGGAGAAGUGACAUAUGAAUUUGGCCAUUUAUCCGAACGGCUUUUGGAAAUAUUUAAUCUUAAUUCCUUAUCUGGAGAAAUUAAACUAACAGGGCUGAUUGAUUAUGAGGAUGCGAGUUCAAUUGAACUGCCAAUUCAAGCCAAAGAUGGUCAAGGGUUAGCCAAUCAUUGUUCUGUAUUAAUAGAUGUUAUUGAUGUCAACGAUAACGCUCCUAUAGUAAUACUUAAAUACGUGAACAUUCCUAUUCCAGAGAAUGUGUUAACCGGUACAGAGGUUGGCGUCAUUAAUGUGCAGGACAGAGACUCUGAGAAUAACGGAAAGGUGCGCUGCUCCAUUCAGCAAAACGUCCCGUUUAAACUCGUACCUUCAAUCAAGAAAUAUUAUUCUCUGGUGACCACAGGUGAAUUAGACCGCGAGCUGCUCUCUGAUUAUAAUAUUACAAUUACUGCUACUGAUGAGGGCUCUCCGCCUUUAUCUUCCACUAAGAAUAUUCACUUGACUGUAGCUGACGUGAAUGAUAAUCCACCUGUUUUUCAGGAGCAGAGUUACAGAGCUCAUGUGCAAGAAAAUAACAAACCGGGCUCCUCUAUUUGUUCAGUAUCAGCAACAGACCCGGACUGGAGACAGAAUGGCACUGUAGUUUAUUCUCUGUUGUCCUCUGAUCUCAAUGGCGCACCGGUGUCCUCCUUUCUAUCCAUUAACGGAGACACCGGAGUCAUUCAUGCCGUAAGGUCGUUUGAUUACGAACAGCUGAAAAAUUUAAAGUGCUCGUGUUAGCCAGAGACAACGGUUCUCCUCCUCUGAGCAGUAACGUGACCGUGAGUGUCUUCAUAACGGAUGAGAAUGACAACUCCCCUCAGAUAUUAUACCCCUCUCAGGAAGGAAACUCCUUCAUGACCGAGAUGGUACCCA